Molecule: messenger RNA, 3826 nt
Organism: Brienomyrus brachyistius
Lineage: Eukaryota; Metazoa; Chordata; Actinopteri; Osteoglossiformes; Mormyridae
Gene: themis
Product: thymocyte selection associated
Exons: 7
Coding region: 580-2655 (691 amino acids)
Biological process (GO): T cell receptor signaling pathway
Source: RefSeq, a predicted model, not a curated record
AUACCAUCAAUAUAUUACAAUUUAAAUAUCUGUAUCCUGUCUCAAUAGAUAACUGAUUAUGGAAUUACAAUGUAUUAAAAUUUUGGGACCUAGUCUGGAUUUCCAUCCUGUAUAUUUCGACUUGUACUAAAAGCUAAAAAUCCUAACUAUUUUAUUUAUUUUUUUUAACAUAAAUUAGAAUUAAUCUGACACACUAAUCUGUCUGAUUGUAAUACCUAAAAUAUUCUCUCGACUGCGUAGGAGGAAAUCAUGAAUUUAAAAAGGGAAGAAAAAAAAUCAAACUGCUGUAAGGUUAACCUACUUCGGAGGAGCCGGGUUGCAAAGUUGUCUCGGGUUUCCGGAGGCAGAGAGAGCGAGAGAGCGAGAGCCGAUUGGAGGCUGGGUCACGGUUAUGUUCUGCAUGUCCGUUUUGUGCGACGAGAUCACUGCCUCAGCCUCUCCCUUGGAGUCCUCAGCGGCCGACAAACACUCCAGGAUGUGUAGGACAGUCUUCGCGGGGAAGUCAUUCCUCUGAGAGAGUUUUUCAUAUUCUUACUGAGCACUUGGCCAUCCUGCUCCCCAAAAGAACGACGGCGAACGAUGGCGAUGAUGCUGGAUGAAUUCACGCGCACUGUUGAUGUGGGGUCUUUGCCUCGGGUGCUGCACAUUCAGUCUGGGGUUUAUGUGGAAGGGUCUGUGUACGAGAUGUUCGGCAGAGAAUGCUGCCUUCCCACCGGGGAGAUUAUGAAGAUCAUUGGGAUAAGCACCUGCACGCUAACAGCAGAAAUCGAACCAGCGGAUUGUGAGGCCCAAAUCGUCAACCUACCUUUGUACUUCCCUGGUCUCUUCAGGAUAGUGGCAGACGAAGCGCCGUACCUCAGCAUCAGAGAGAUCGCCGGAUCCGUGCGCAUUGGUCCCGAGCCGUUAGGCCAUCCUGUGUUCCGCUGCUCCCACGACCUUCCGCAGGCCGAUGCGCCGCUGCGAGGGGGCGAGUGCUUCACCUUGGUGUCUCUUGAGACGGACGGCAGUGAGGGCUACGUGGAGUGCAAGGUCACGGGGAGAGAUGCGAAGCAGCACUUCAUGCUGAAGCUCUCUCAGCAGGGGGAAUUCUACGAGUGUGAGGACGACCAGUUCUACACGCUUAAGGAGCUCGCCGAGUGGAAGAUGGCAAAGGGCAGGAAGAGGAGGGUGAAGCUCGCCCAGGCCUUGCUCAAGAAGGAUUUGUGCUUUUAUGACCUGCCUGAGAACUACAGUGGAGAACUAAUCCUUUCACCCGUUUACGAGCUGCAGGCAGUGAUGAAGUAUCGAAAGGAUGUCGUUCGCAUUCCAUCCACUUUGGACGUGGAGGUCAUAGACAUAACAGACCAGUUUGACAGUGACUGCUUCCCUCAGCUGCUUUCGCUGAGUGAUAUCUUCAAGAAGCCCAGUGAGGAGUUUCCUGUCUUGGCUGAGGUUAUAGAGCCGCCACUGCACAUUCAGGAGGAGUUCCAGUUCCUUGGUCACUGCAAGCAAAUUGUUAUCCACUCUGCAUGUUCAGCUAAACGAAUCCUAGCGUCUGAAAUCCGUAGCGACUCCCAGAGACGCUUCCUCAUCCCACUUUCCUACAAGGGGAGAUUGAAGCGAAGGCCACGAGAGUUUCCUACGGCGUAUGAUUUGGAGGUGGCCAAGAGAGACAAGGAACAGCUGCACGUGGUGGCAACACGAGCCUUUGAGUCUCAGUAUGAGGGGCUUUCCACUGUGUUUGUGGGGGACCAGUAUCUGGUACAGGGAAAGGAAACUAGCGAGGUUAUCUAUGGAGGAAAGCGCAAGACGGUGGAGGCCUUGGCCUGCGAGAAGAUAGAGGGCAAAAACUAUCAGUCUGUGCUGAUUCCACUAUAUCUGGACGGCGCCUUUGUGGAAGUUAUCCAUGACAAAAAGCAAUAUAGUAUCUCCGAAGUCUGCCAGAGAUUCCACCUUCCGUUCAAUGUCAAAGUGUCUGUGCGAGACCUUUCUGUGCCAGAGGACACCCUGGCAGCUGUUCCGGGGCUGUGUCUGGAGGAGGAGAUCACAGACCCAUAUCUACUUGUCUCCAGCCCGGAUUUGUCAAAGUGCUGGGAGGUGCCUGUCAACCGAACCUUCAUGACCGUGCAGGUCCUCCCCAGAAAGCAGGCUGCCAGGCCGCAGCCUUACACAUGCGCGGCUGUGGAGGAGAUCAGCGAGGACUGCUACUAUACCCUCCGCAGGUAUGCCUCAGCCACGCUGCGCCCCCCACCCCGGCCGCCCAAGAAGCCGAAGCAGCCCCCGCCGGAAUCGGUCAAGCUGCCGCUGCCAAAGGAACAGCGAUCUAAUCCCACAGGCUCGCCAAAGUGUCCAAACCGUGCACUAAAACCUGUCAUUCCUGAGAUAUCUGAUCAAGUUCAUGAACAACGUCUUUCGCCAAAAAGUGAGAAGUUAACAGCAGUUCAAGGCGCUGUUCCACAUGUGGAUCACCAUGAAGCCAUGCAUGAAAACCGCGAUUGUGAGAAGACUAGGGUUGACGACGAAAAUGACGAUAUUCACGAUUAUGAGUACAUAGAUGAAAACACAAUUGAAAGCAUCAGAACCAAAUUCCAAAAUCAAAAUAUUAACAACACUGUUCAAACAAAAGCCAGUAACAGUUUUCAGCCAUGGGAAGAUCCCUGUCUCUCUACCCUUUGACAGGUACAGUAAUUUUAAGCAUCGCUAAAUAACCAGCUGGAUAGAUGGGCGAAAAUAUACAGAAUAAUUUAAAAAGUGAGGGGAGACGGAAUCCUUUCUGAAUGAGAAGACCAGCAGGAUGUCAGCAUUUUCUCAUUGCAUUAUUUCUCAUGCUAUGGACACACAAAGCGGGAGCCGCUGUGAUCGGGGCUACGUAUUCGUCAGUGACAAUGCCUUUCUGAAACACGCUGUGGCAUAUGCAAGUAGCAAAUGUGGAUGUUGGAAGAAAUUAAUGGAUGUCAGGGAAAUAUUCUUUCCAACCAGAAUUCAAGCACAUGUCGGUAUUGCUCUUUUUACUUUCGUUUCGUGAGAAUCUGUCCUGAGAUAUUUUUUAUUCUUGCCGCUAAGUUGUAAAUGUGGCUUUGAAUGUGUGAAUUUGAAAGGACCAGGCCUUUUCCUAUAAAUAUAUCACCCUAUGAAUAUGGGUUGUGUGAAAACUUACUAACUGCAACAAGGACUUGGGGUUUGACCGGGAUUAAUUAUUGGCCACCAGUCUUUGGGGCGCCUCACAUCUGGGGACACAGACCCAUGGACUCACAGACCCACGGGCUCACAGAUCUAUGGGCUCACAGACCUAUGGACUCACAGAACGUGGACUCAUGGACACACAGACCCAUGGACUCUGACACACGGACUCACAGAACAUGGACCCAUGGACUCACAGACCCAUGGACUCACCGGGAAGAUGCCAGAUGGCCAGUCCAGGGCUGAAUGCAUUUAUGCUCUUCAGGGUGAUCAUCCAUAGCGAUGACGGAGCAAGCCAUAUCCAUACAAUAUGGAGAGAGAGAGAGAGGUUAUUUAACCUUAUAUACCAUGGUAAUCAAUUUCUAGUUUGAUUUUGCGGAGCUUCGUUAUACCCAAAUAUAAUAUAAGGUUAUGAUGGUUGUAUGUCCUGUGUUUUUACACGAAUUAUUUAAGCACUUAAUUAAAAUACCAUUUGACAUACUUAAGUAUUGUUAACCCAGACAGAACACAUUGAUUUGUGAUGUUUCACUGUCAAAUUGUCUUAUUUCCAAAAGCAAAGUAUCAAGUAUCUAACCUUAAUCCUGAUUCAAUUCUCACGCGGUGUUCUCUCUAUGAAAUUCUAAUGCACUCUUAAUUAAAUGAUAAAACAUUAAAGAAUUGACAGGUA